CGGUUCGCGGAUUAGGAGGUGUCUGAGCAGGAGCUGUAACGCUUGUGGUCGCCGUCUCCCUCGCCCUGUGAGGACAGGAGGUCGGUGGCUGGCCGAGGGCUGCUAUGGUGCUGAGUUUUCCCGUAGAACCGACCGAGGAGAGGCGGUUGCGGCCAUGAAGGCGGGUGCUACAUCUAUGUGGGCUUCAUGCUGUGGGCUGCUGAAUGAAGUCAUGGGGACUGGAGCGGUAAGAGGCCAACAGUCUGGAUUUGGGGGAGGUACCGGCCCAUUCAGAUUUGCACCAAACACUGACUUUUCCACAUACCCACCAGCAGCUACAGGAGGAGCUAAUAUAGUUUGCAAAGCCUGUGGACUUUCAUUUUCAGUUUUUAGAAAAAAGCAUGUGUGUUGUGACUGCAAGAAGGAUUUUUGUUCCGUCUGUUCAGUCAUACAAGAAAAUUUCCGAAGAUGUUGUACUUGUCACUUGUUACAAGAAACUGCCUUUCAGCGUCCUCAGUUAAUGCGCCUGAAAGUCAGAGAUCUGAGGCAGUAUCUCGUUCUUCGAAAUAUACCAAUAGACACUUGCCGAGAGAAAGCAGACUUGGUUGAUCUUGUACUGUGUCAUCAUGGAUUGGGCUCUGAGGAAGACGUGGACACGCCCAGCCUGAAUUCUUCAAGGUCACAGACUUCCGGCUUUUUCACGCAUCCAUUUUUUUCAACAUACCCAGUCCCUUCUCCAACAGUGUCUUCAUCGCAGGCAGACCUCACAAGCCAAAGAGGAAACUCAGGCCCUGCAGCCCUUUCACAGGGACAAGGUGAAACGCCCUCAACCAACAUGGAGGAUGAUGAAGAAAAUGCCGGAGAGACCCCUGGACUUUCUCGAAAGCGGAUGAGAGCUUCAUUAUCUGAUCUGUCAAGUCUCGAAGAUGUUGAAGGGAUGAGUGUCCGACAGUUGAAGGAAAUCCUCGCUCGGAAUUUUGUCAACUAUUCUGGCUGUUGUGAAAAGUGGGAGCUGGUAGAAAGAGUGAACAGACUAUACAAAGAAAAUGAGGAAAAUCAAAAAUCAUAUGGAGAUAAGAUGCAGCUCAAUGACGAGGAAGAUGACAACCUCUGCCGAAUUUGCAUGGAUGCAGUCAUUGAUUGUGUUCUUCUGGAAUGUGGCCACAUGGUCACUUGCACCAAAUGUGGCAAGCGCAUGAGCGAGUGUCCCAUCUGCCGGCAGUAUGUGGUUCGAGCUGUGCAUGUGUUUAAAUCAUAGGAAGGCUCCUCUUCAGCCCCACCGUUUUAUUUUAGUAGCAUUUCAAUAAGCAGACAGGAUUUGAAACCCUUAUUGUUCAAAGGCUGAACAUUUUUGUUUUUUGUUUUGAUUUUCAUUAUGAAUUGUGGAAAGAAGAGUUCAUCUUGGUCAGUUUGACAUGGAAACACUUUGUGAUAUUUCCUUUGGCAGUCUGGGAGGGAGGUUAGGGGUGGUAGAAGGUUCCCAGGACCCUUCCCAAUUGACAAGAGCUUCCAGUUCUGUUCAUAAACUGUUUCAGCUUGCCUGUUGCUCUCUUCUUAAGAAUACUGCCUCUCCUCCCUUUCAUUGCUUCGACAUCAUUUUUAACUUAACUGCUGCCCCCUUCCAACAAGAUCAGUGUCAGAAAGUGAAGCACGUGGUGCCCCAAGCAGUGGUCACACAGAUUAUUUACCCUUUUAGUCCAGUAUGUUUAAAAUGCUAAUUGAGAAAUGUUAAGUUUCCACAUUGUUGCUCUUCUAGUGUUUAAAUUUAAUAUAAUCGGAGACAAAUGAGUCUACAUAGAAAACUGCCAGCGCCUUAGAAUAAACAUGUCAAUUUAUGUUCUGAUUAAACAUUUCCUACCAAUGGCUGCAUCAAGAGUAUUUUUCAUUACGGAAGUUUGUAUGUUAAGGACUUUUUUUUUUCUGGUCUGUAACAUCAUUUUACAUUUUUGUGUAGUGAAGGUGUUUUUGUUUUGUUUCCCCCUCAGUGCUAUCCUGCUAACUCAGUUCAAAUUUAGGAAUAAAUUACAAAUUUUAAACUAG
Molecule: messenger RNA, 2019 nt
Organism: Phascolarctos cinereus (koala)
Lineage: Eukaryota; Metazoa; Chordata; Mammalia; Diprotodontia; Phascolarctidae
Gene: RNF34
Product: ring finger protein 34
Biological process (GO): protein K48-linked ubiquitination; negative regulation of extrinsic apoptotic signaling pathway via death domain receptors; proteasome-mediated ubiquitin-dependent protein catabolic process
Cellular component (GO): plasma membrane; cytoplasm
Molecular function (GO): ubiquitin protein ligase activity
Source: RefSeq, a predicted model, not a curated record